AUGUCUGGAAGGCAUUCUCUUAGGAUCAAUGAGGAACCUAAAGAUCAAUUUUGUUUUCAAACUCUUAUCAACCACCUCACUGAAAUUGAAAAGAAAAUAGGGCAAGAAAAGGUUCAAAGAGAGUUACAAAGUGCCAUGGUCACUAAUGAGUUGAAAAUGUUGAGGGAAGAACAAGCUCAACUUAAAGAGAGAAGUAUGAGUGGAGAGUCACAAAGUGAUCAAGAACACUUAGGAGUAGGAGAUUACUAUCCUUCUUCAUCAAGAAGGCAUAGGCGGGAAUUUGAAACUCCCUCUCCUCCUAAAGAAGUCAAUGUGGUAUUGCCUCAUUUCCAUGGGAAAGAUAAUAUUGAGGCUUACCUAGAUUGGGAAAUGAAAGUAGAGCAAAUCUUUGCUCGUCAACAAGUGGCGGAAGAGAGGAAAGUCUCACUUGCUACCCUUAGUUUUCAAGGGUAUGCAAUGUAUUGGUGGACUGCCUUAGUCAAAGAAAGGAAAAGGCACAUUCCUUCUUACUAUAAGAGGGAACUUAUGGAUAAGCUCCAAAUGUUGCAACAAAAGUCUAUGUCUGUUGAACAAUAUAGACAACAAAUAGAGCUAUAUAUCAUGAGAGCAGGAAUCACAGAGUCAGAGGAAACUACUUUAGCUAGAUUUUUGAGUGGGUUGAAUUUGGACAUAAGGGAUAAAGUUGAACUUCUACCUUAUAGAGAUUUGAAUGAACUUGUUCAAAUGUGUAUCAAGGUAGAACAACAAAACUUGAGGAAAAUUUUGGCUAAGAGAUUUGCAUCUCCUUUUGAACAGCCAAUGACCAAAGCAAAAGAACCCCUCAAACCUCUAGCCAAAAUAGUUGAAAGGCCACACAAAGAAUCUUCUUCACACACAAGAACAAGUGAAAUUAAGUGCUUUAAAUGUCUAGGAAGGGGUCAUAUAGCUACUCAAUGUCCUACAAAAAGAAACAUCAUUUUGAAAGGCAAGGACAUUUAUAGUAGUGAAAGUGACACCCCAACUAGUAAAGAUGAGAGUGAGGAAGAAAAAGAAGAGGAAGUAUAUGUUGAUGAUAGACAACUUCUCAUGGUAAGAAGGAUACUUAGUAGCCAACCAAGUCUUGAAUACUUAUCACAAAGAGAGAACAUCUUUCAUACAAGAUGUAAAAUUAAAGAAAAUCAUUGUUCUCUCAUUGUUGAAAGUGGGUCUUGUUGUAAUUGUUGUAGUACAAGGUUGGUUGAGAAGUUGAAGCUUGACAUUAUACCCCAUCCAAAACCUUACAAACUUCAUUGGCUAAAUGAAGAUGGGGAUAUAAUAGUCAAGAAUCAAGUGAAAUUGGCAUUUUCCAUUGGGAACUUCAAAGAUGAAGUUUUAUGUGAUAUAGUUCCCAUGGAAGCAUGUCAUGUGUUAUUGGGGAGACCAUGGCAAUUUGAUCAUCAAACUAUCCAUCAUGAGUUUGAUGACCUUUUCCCAAAAGAAAUUCCAAAAGGACUUCCACCCAUAAGAGGAAUUGAGCAUCAAAUUGACUUCAUUCCAAGGGCAACUCUUCCUAAUAGGCCAACCUAUAGGACCAAUCCCCAAGAAACCAAGGAGAUUGAGUCACAAGUUCAAGAAUUGCUAGAUAAAGGCUUAGUUCAAAAGAGUCUAAGUCCAUGUGUUGUACCAGUGUUGCUUGUGUCAAAGAAGGAUGGCAAGUGGCGCAUUGUCAUAUUCCUUGGAUUUGUGGUUACCAAGAAUGGGGUUCAUGUGGACCUAGAAAAAAUAAAGGCCACCCAAGAUUGGCCAACCCCAAAGAAUGUAGGAGAAGUAAGGAGCUUUCAUGGUUUGGCAAGUUUUUAUAGAAGAUUUGUUCCUAACUUCUCUAGNCUUGCUUCACCCCUCAAUGAGUUGGUGAAAAAGGAUGUUACAUUCCAUUGGGGGGAAAAACAACAACAAGCUUUUGAGCUACUCAAAGAGAAGCUCACACAAGCACCCAUUCUAGCUUUACCAAAUUUUUCCAAAACUUUUGAGCUAGAAUGUGAUGAUUCAGGAUUUGGCAUAGGUGCUGUAUUAUUACAAGAAGGACACCCCAUUGCAUAUUUUAGUGAAAAACUUCAUGGUGCCUCUUGUAAUUAUCCCACCUAUGACAAAGAACUUUAUGCACUUGUGAGGGCUCUUCAAACUUGGGAACAUUANCUUGUUGCUAAAGAGUUCAUCAUUCAUAGUGAUCAUGAAUCACUUAAGUAUUUGAAGAGUCAACACAAGUUGCAAAAGAGGCAUGCUAAGUGGUUAGAAUUCAUUGAACAAUUCUCUUAUGUUAUCAAAUACAAGAAAGGAAAAUCCAAUGUGGUAACUGAUGCUUUGUCAAGAAAGAGAGAGGGGUAUCUUUUUAAAGAAGGAAAAAUUUGCAUUCCUCAAGGAUCACAUAGAAAACUCCUUGUCAAAGAAACACAUGAAGGNGGUUUAAUGGGACAUUUUGGGGUAGAAAAGACUCUUGGCAUGUUAAAAGAAAAAUUCUUUUGGCCUCACAUGAGAAGAGAUGUUCAAAGGCAUUGUUUUAAGUGUAUUACUUGUUUGGAAGCCAAAUCUAAAUCAAUGCCUCAUGGACUCUACACUCCUUUGCAUGUUGCAUCAACCCCUUGGGAAGAGAUAAGUAUGGAUUUUGUGUUAGGACUUCCCAAAACUUCUAGGGGUUUUGACUCUAUAUUUGUGGUGGUUGAUAGAUUUAGCAAAAUGGCUCAUUUUAUACCUUGCCACAAAGUAGAUUAUGCAAGCAACAUUGCAAAAUUGUUCUUUAGAGAUGUGGUCAAACUUCAUGGCCUACCCAAAGUAAUCAUUUCGGAUAGAGACACCAAAUUCCUUAGUCACUUUUGGCAGACCUUAUGGUCUAGAUUAGGGACUNAGUUAUCUUUUUCUACUACUUGCCAUCCUCAAACAGAUGGUCAAACUGAAGUAGUAAAUAGAUCUCUUUCCACAUUACUAAGGGUAGUUCUAAAGGGAAAUCACAAAUCUUGGGAUGAGUAUCUUCCUCAUGUAGAGUUUGCCUACAAUAGAGUGGUUCGUGGAACUACUAAAAUGUCUCCUUUUGAGGUUGUUUAUGGCUUUAACCCUUUAACUCCUAUGGAUUUAUUACCCCUUCCUUUAGUUUGGGUUCAUCUUAGGAAGGAAAGAUUUCCUCAACUAAGAAAAUUCAAACUCAAUCCUAGAGGAGAUGGUCCUUUUAGGGUGUUAAGGAGGAUUAAUCCUAAUGCUUAUCAAAUUGAUCUUCCUCCUGAAUAUGGUGUUCAUGCUACCUUUAAUGUAUCUGAUCUUAAACCUUUUGCAGGGUGGCGAACGAGGUCAGAAAAUUGGCCUCAGUCAAGAGGCCAGAAAAUUGGCUCCAGAACGGGAAGUGUAAAGGGUGGCGAGCGAGGUCAGAAAAUUGACCCUGUUCAAAGUCAAGAGGCCAGANUGGCUCCAGAACGGGAAGUGUAA
Vigna radiata var. radiata (mung bean) is the source of this 3432-nucleotide messenger RNA. RefSeq lists its product as uncharacterized. The transcript is spliced from 7 exons. The record is from RefSeq and is a predicted model, not a curated record. Gene Ontology annotation, molecular function: nucleic acid binding; zinc ion binding. Gene Ontology annotation, biological process: DNA integration. Bases 1 to 3432 code for a protein of 1143 amino acids. Lineage: Eukaryota; Viridiplantae; Streptophyta; Magnoliopsida; Fabales; Fabaceae.